This is a messenger RNA of Mizuhopecten yessoensis (Yesso scallop), 2417 nucleotides long. Its product is annotated as RING finger protein 150-like. The transcript has 6 exons. NCBI's taxonomy places the organism in Eukaryota, Metazoa, Mollusca, Bivalvia, Pectinida, Pectinidae. The record is from RefSeq and is a predicted model, not a curated record. The coding region runs from base 126 to 1619 and encodes 497 amino acids.
AAUGAAAACAAUGUUAAUGUAAUGCACCAGACCCAUACGGGCAAGAUGAGUGUCGAUGUUUCUGCGUCAACGACAAUAUAGAGACAAAUUCAGGGGUGAAGAAGUUAGAUUUUUAAUCAACGAAUAUGACUACUAACAGGUUAAGCGGAAAUGGAGUCGAAUUGAACGGUAACUGUGAAGAGAAACGAACAAAUUCUUCAAGGUUUUUGGUUACUUGUACGUUUCCAAAAUGGAGGUCAUGGAGAUUAGUUUAUCAUGUACUUUUAUUUGUUGUUUUGAUUGCUCCGCCAGGACGAUGUGCCAGGGAUUCCAAUCGUUCGACAGUAAAUAAGAAGAGGACAGCAGCUAAUGUUAAUAUCACGUAUAUAGAUAAUGGCAUGACUCAUGUUUUAUUCCAAAAAGCCAAAGAACUUGGCCACUUCAGUAUCAACAGCAAAAUUGCUCCGGAAUCUGGAGAAGUCGUAAGAGUGAUGACGAUUGAAAAUAACACAGAUGGAUGUAAUGAUCUGAUUAACCAUAUACCCUCAAAAAAUUGGAUUGCUUUAAUUCAGAGGGGAAAUUGUUCUUUUAAUAAAAAGAUCGACAUUGCAGCGAAAACAUACAAUGCGUCAGCUGUGGUCAUAUACAAUUCCAAAGAGGAAACAGAACCCGUCAACAACAACAACGACAUUGAGUUACCAACAGGAGUUGAAGACGUUGUAACUAUCUACAUUAAACACAAAGAAGGCCAAAAUAUUGUGAGUCUUUUAGAAAAGAAGUACAAAGUGUUGAUGCAUAUAACCGUUGGAACCGUAACGCUACCCAAGACAGAUGACCCCACCUUCAAUCCGCACAACAUUAGCAAGACUUCAGUCCUCUUUGUUUCUAUUUCUUUCAUCGUGCUGAUGAUUAUCUCCCUUGCAUGGUUGGUCUUCUACUAUAUUCAACGAUUCCGUUACGCCCAUGCCAAGGAAAGAUUAACGAGACGACUGGCAAGUGCUGCCAAGAAGGCAAUAGCUAAAAUACCCCAGCGUACAGUUAAGACUGGAGACAAGGAACUAGAGUCAGAGUUUGACCAAUGUGCUGUGUGUAUAGAGGGGUACAAGGCCUCUGAUGUCAUUAGGAUACUUCCCUGCAAGCAUAUAUUCCACAAGUCAUGUGUCGACCCCUGGCUGCUAGAACAGCGGAGCUGUCCGAUGUGUAAACUUGAUAUACUGCGUGAAUAUGGAAUGCAGGUUCAUUUGAACAGCAGCCAGGAGAGUGUUCACGCAGAGGUGGACAGUGGAGCAAUAGCAUCGGCAAUCGCUGAUGAUACAGAACAUCUGCCGUCUUCUCCGGAAGAUCAUGUAGGAGCCGAGGGCAUGAACAUAGUCCUGAUCAGUCAUCCAUCACUACAGUACCACGGUAGUGAUUCGUUCUGUAUCAAGGAUGAAAUGAGUACCGAGAGCACAGCAUUAAAUCCAAUUCACUCUCUGAGCACGACAAAGGUGUCGCCGAACGUGCAAUGUGUAAGGGCGGAUAUAGAAAUAGACAGUGAUGACCAUAACAGUGAUAUGGAUGGAGAAUGUAACGAACUUCACUCCCUCAUGACCGGUCUGCCGCCUGCGAAGGGCAGUAAACGAGACAGUCUGGAGUCAUAACCACAGUGUCUCAGUCAAACCAAACGUAUCUGUGGCAGAGCUGAAAACAAAAUGUACUCCGUCGUUCUGUGUGACAAUAAUUGGUUUGAUGGAGGUGUCGGACAAAGCACAGCCAAUUAACAGAGUGUCAUUGAAUUUGAUGACUGUCGACUGGAUUCGAGACAUAAAGUGCUACUACACUUCUGAAAAGACAAAAUGAUGUGCAUUUGAAAAGCAAAAAGUUGACAGACAAUGAAUUAUUUAUCCGUACUUUUUUUUUUUUAACAGACAGCAUUGGUAUCAAAUGAAUUUGUGCUGAAAGAACCUGUCUUGAGAGAUUACAUUCUGAAUGUCACCUCUCACGACAGGUUCUCUUGGAAUCAAUAUAAACACUAGGGAAAGGUCUAUUCUGUUAUCUUAUGAUGUAGAAAGGCGGAGUACAGAUAGUUGAUGUAAGGGUAUGUGUGCAAUGUUAGAGAUAUUUCUGUUACAACAAUUUCAAAAGUUUCAGAAAAAUGUUCGGGGAAAUAUCACUAGAUAAAUAAUUCACAACUUGUUGUUCGGUCAACUGUCUGACUGCAUUGUAAACAAUGAAUUCAGCAACGGAAAGAUGUGAUAAUAUAGUGCUGUGUGUGUUCCCAACAAAUCGUGGAAAAGUGCUGGCUGGCCGGCAAAUUCACAAUGUGGCGGAAUGGGAAAAUCUUUUCUCAACAUUGUCUUUGUUAUAGUUUUAAAUGUGAAGUUUCAAAAAUCUUUGUUGUUUAAUAUUUAAAAAUUGAUAUGUAUUAUAUUAUUAUUAUUGUUUGAACAUGCCAGUGA